This is a messenger RNA of Ichthyophthirius multifiliis, 951 nucleotides long. RefSeq lists its product as hypothetical. The transcript is spliced from 5 exons. Lineage: Eukaryota; Ciliophora; Oligohymenophorea; Hymenostomatida. The record is from RefSeq and is a predicted model, not a curated record.
AUGGAGCUUUAAAUAUUGAGCAAUAAGAAAUUAUAAAAGGACAUUUUAUAGAAAUGUCUAAAUUAAAAGAUGGGUAGAUUAAAAAAUAUUACAUAUUAUUAAAAAAAUGAAUUUGAAUAAAAAAUAAAUAAAUAUAAAUUUUUAACAAGAUCUUCAGGAAAUUUCAUAGGAUAAAGAGGAAUGCGUAAUGCAUUUAAACCUAAUAAAGAAUUUGGAUAAAAAUUAUAUGAUUUUUUAUCUAGCUAAACUUAAGAUUUAAAAGUUACCUUAUAAAUAUUCUUUGAGUUUGUCGAAUUCUUUUUAUAAGAUUAAAAUUCAUUAAAAUAAAAUGAAAACUACAAAAAUUAUUCUAUUACUGAGCUUUUUUGUUUAAUUUCAUAUUUUUCUGAAGAUAUAUAAAAUAGAAAUUAGGAUAAAGAAUAUAUAAACAGAUUAGGGUUUUCAUAUAGAUAAGGUUUAUAGUUUUUUAAAGAAAUGACUUUGCUAUUUAUGAAAGAUUAAAAUUUAAAAUUCGAAGAUAGAAAUGAUGCUGUACCAAAAAUAUUAAAUAAUUUAAUUUUUCACAUUUAGAAGAAAAUUUCAACAACGAAGAUGAAUUUGGGUUAGCGAAAUCAAGAACUAAUGAAUAAUACGGAAAAGAAAGAUAUGUUUUUGGAAUUAAAUUACCUUCCAGUAAAUAAGAUUAAGUUCAAACUAUAUUUUCGAUUAUGCCGAAUUUCCUUUAAUUUAAAAACCUUAAUUCAAAAGAGAAUACAUUUUUUUUUAAUUAGAAUGAAAUUAACUUUACUUCUUAAAAUAAUUCUAUUAUUUUACAUAUUGAUUCUAAUAUUGCUAAUAAUUCUUAUAUUAAAAGUUAAAACAGAUUACUUGUUCCUUAUAAUUAAUAAGAAGCUAAACUUAACGUUGAUGUAAUUGAAAUAUGGAUUUUAAACGAUACCCCAACUGAAAUGA